Molecule: messenger RNA, 1574 nt
Organism: Fusarium redolens
Lineage: Eukaryota; Fungi; Ascomycota; Sordariomycetes; Hypocreales; Nectriaceae
Exons: 2
Coding region: 332-1129 (265 amino acids)
Cellular component (GO): transcription factor TFIIH holo complex
Source: RefSeq, a predicted model, not a curated record
CUGAGUAUCGCCAACACCUUCGUCAUUCUUUAUCGCGAGCUUAUCUCGAUUGUAAAUGGAACCAGUCUCUUUGUCAGCGAACAGCGUUUACAUACUUCAUUUAGAACUUUCAGAAAACUUGUCAUCUCUCUGCCUUCAAGCUUCAAUUUCAACCCUCAAAACUAAUUUAGUGUGAAUACGCUCGCCCGUCACUUCGUUCUGGUGAAGACUAAAAAGCAGCCUCCACUGAAGUUGUCGCCUGGUGUUCGCUCUUUGUGCUUCACUGCACAUCUUACUCAACCCUUGCACCGAGACAACAAACCUCAAUCACAGAACAACAUAUACAUUCAACAUGGAAUCGCCAGGCCCAGGUGGCUUCUUGCCAGCGCCCGCUGGUGGAAGCUUACCCUCACCCGCGCCCUCAUCAGCUUCAUCAUUCUCAAAUAUCCAAGGUCUUCCUACACCAAGAACAAAGGCCCUGAAGCCCAACUCAAGUAAAGAGUUCAUGGUGCGAAGAUAUGCGGAGGAGCAGCUUCUGCUAGUGACGCGGCGCUAUGUUAAGAAGUUUGGCAACCCUGAACCUGGCGACACGGUGGUGGGGUAUAACAGAUUUGGUGAAGUAUGUCGAGAUCUCGAUAGCAUCAUCAAUAUUUUGUGGAAAUCAGGCACUCCAUCGCUCCAAAUACCCUUCUUAUUACGUCUCACAAGUGACUUCACACGAUAUGUCCGCUCAUUCCCCCCAGCACCAAAGGCAUCUUUCGCAAUACUCCGCAAACUAGAUCACUGUUUCGCAAGUCUUCUCUUAGGCCAAGACAUCGAAACUCACGAGACAUUACCCGGUUUUGAGAAUGGACUACGUGGCGGCAUGACAACGACAGAAAUGAUCCGCUGCCGAAGCUUAGUAGACCAAUGUCGCGUCUUGAUGGUAGAAGUAAUGCGAGAUCCAGCUGAAGAGGACGAAGAAGAUGAAGAAGCAGAGACAGAUACCGACACAGACGCGGAAGAGCCUGGAAUCAAGGGAUGGGGAAGCGUGGAGGACGAUGAUGAGAUGAUGCUGCAACUCGAUGCGGCGCGGGUCUUUGAGAAGACGAUUGUGCAGCUUAACGAGAGGCUUGGCGAUCUGGAACCAUUGCAGAUGUCUGCUGAUUGAAGUGUUCUAAAUACAGAAACACCAUAUUUUGGAGAUUCAGGUGCCGCGUUCAAUGAGCUGAAAUGGCUAGUUUCAGGCGUGAUCAUGCACGGAUACGAUAGCUGAAGCCCUUUAACCUGGUUACCCUGUGCUGUGAGCAUUAAUCAUGGUGCUUGGCUGCAGGACCCAGGCCUUGGAUGCUGUUUCGCGAAGAGGGAUGAACCAGCUCUUAUGCUAUAAUAUGGGGAUAAUAUUGAGACUUGAUAUGGUAGUAGAUCAGUGGGGGAAGAAGCGAAUGACGCUGGCAUAGACGGUUGACUGGCAAGAUCUUGCUUGAUGAUAGAUAUCCGAGAAUUGGACGUGGCAAAUCUACAAGCGAUCAGUCAUCUCUAGUUACAUGUACUUGAUCAUGGCUGGAUAAGUAUUUUUUUUUAUCACUUACUCAAACAGAGAUAUUUGAAACAAC